Molecule: messenger RNA, 1515 nt
Organism: Metarhizium brunneum ARSEF 3297
Lineage: Eukaryota; Fungi; Ascomycota; Sordariomycetes; Hypocreales; Clavicipitaceae
Molecular function (GO): N-acetylgalactosaminide beta-1,3-galactosyltransferase activity
Source: RefSeq, a predicted model, not a curated record
AUGAAGCCCUUCAAUCAGCCAGACAGGUCGCGCCUGUCGCCUCUGACCAACAAGCGCCUCAAUCGCAACAUCUUGCUGACGGCGGCCUUGUUCUUCCUCACGAGCCUCUUUCUGUGGAGCCGUCGUGAGCCAGCACCGGUGCCGGAGCUUCCUCCCAACAAGCUGUGGCUGGAACCCGACGAGAUCAACAAGACGUACAGCUUUCCAACAACGAGCGACUUCCAGCCCGUGUCACUGAGCCCCGGUAACAGAAGCACCCAGGAACUAUGCGCCAGUUUCCCCAGACACAAGCUGUCGCGGAUCCAGCCCGUUCUGAAGAUGGGAUACAGCGAGAACCGAGACAAGAUUGAGUCGCAGCUGGACAGCGUGAGCGCCUGCUUCUCCGCAGACGACUUGUUGAUCUUUUCAGAUAUGGAGGAGACUCUGCGCGGCCACAAAGUCAUCGACAUCUUGGCUUAUCUGCCGGAUACGUACCGGAAGGGUUCGGACACCUCCAAGUUCCAGCAGUACCUGCUGCAAAAGGAGAUGAAGGAAAACGGCACAUUGGAAACAGAUAAAGAGGCCGCUAAGAAGAUUGAUGGCUGGGCCUUGGAUAAGUUCAAGUUCCUGCCGGCGGUUGAGAGAGCGUGGGCCAUGAGGCCGAACAAGGAAUUCUACGUCUUUUACGAGACGGACACAUAUAUUCUCUGGGACAACAUGUUUCGCUUUCUCGACACACUGGACCCCGACACGCCCCUGUACAUGGGAUCGGCCUCUCCCGGACGCCGGGACGGGAGACGCCUCCAAGGCACCCUGUUUGCCAACGGCGGCCCCGGAUACGUCCUCAGUCGCGGCGCCAUGAAGAAGCUGCUUCACCGUCGCGCCGGGCCCAACGGCGCGUUCAUCGACCCGCCGUUCAGCGAGAGGUUCAGGUAUCUCGCGCACGACGGCGAGUGCUGCGGCGACAGUAUCCUCGGCUUCGCCGCCUGGGAGCUGGGCAUCGUCUUGCAGGGCUUCUAUCCGCUCUUCACGCCGUACUUGCUGACGGCUCUCCCGUUCGACGGCGACCACUGGUGCCACCCGCUGGUGACGAUGCACAAGGUCGCGACGCAGGACAUGGUCAAGCUGUGGCGGUGGGAGUUUGAACACAGAAAACACGGGCAGCCGCUCAUGUAUGCGGACCUGUGGCACUUUUACCGCCCGGGCCAGCACUCAACCCGCGACAAUUGGAACAACGAGGCCCGUGGUAGUUUCGUGCCUUUGGGGGAGCGCCAAGCAGACUCGUCACAGGCUUGCCAGAAGCUGUGCCGGGCGGAUGGGGAAUGUAUGCAGUGGGUUUGGAAAGGACGAGACCAGAACACUUGUCACCUCUUGCACGCUAUUCACUACGGGGGACCGCAGGAGGCGCACGAGGUUGAGGGGAAGUGGAUCGAUUAUAAGUCCGGCUGGGAGACGGAGAGAAUCGAUCAGUGGCGUUUGAGCAGGAAAUGCGACGCGGCUAGUUGGGUUGGGCCCAGCUUGAAGCGGGUAUUUUGA